AUGGGAUAUGAGCAAGUAAGGAGAAGGAAACCGAAAGCUGUUUGUGCAGAGGAUCCUAAGAAGAAAGAGGAAACGGUGAUGGAGACGGAUGAUGUUGGAAUGUUUAUGAAGACGUUGCUCGAUGAACUUACGGCUUCUAGAGAGAGCUUAAUGGAUUGGAUGAAGGCUGAGUUGCAUGGACCACCGGAUCAAAAUGUCGUGUCUCGGCCGCCUCUAAAGAAGAGAGCGGUUGCUGCGGUCGCAUCGCAGAGAUCAGUGAAGAAGAAGGGAGAAGAGGAGAUUGAAAGACAGAGCAAACCGGACGAAAUUUGUCAAGAGAUGAACAAACCUAACGGGAAGAGUUCAGAGAUAGCGAAGAACGGUGGAGAUCAAGUUCAACAACUUCAUUAUAAUGCUGGACCGUUAAAUAUGUUUCUCAAGAGCGUUCAAGACGGUCAAGGCGGUUUAGGCAGGGACUAUUUUCAGCAACAAGAACAAAUUGAGAAGAAUGCUACCGUGACGAAACAAAAGAGCGUUGUAUUGGCCAUCAAAGCUCCAAAGUUGUUGAGUCAGAAACAAAAGAAGACGAGAGAAGCCAACACCAUCAAAAACAGAGCAUCUAUGGUGGAGAGAACAGGAUCCGAAACGCAGAAAGAUGAUUACUUUGCGCCACAACUGUCUUUAUCGCCAUCGUUGCAGAGUUUUCCUGUAGGUUCUUCGUCGAACUCGUUGUUUCUUCCUUCAGGCCAAGGGAUUACUACUUUUCCAAGUGACAACAACUUUCAGCGGAGACGAUCACCAGCUACUCAAAUUCCUGAUCUUUCUGAAUUUCAGACAGGAGCCACAGGAGGACAAGGGUUUGGGAAUUCUCUGUUCCACAACAACGGUUACUUUUCUGGUUUUCCGGCAGCUUUCCAGCCUAAUCUAAUGGCCAGCAGUUAUAAUUUUCCGGCACAAGUGAAUCCUGCAGCUUCUUCACAGCAGAGAGACGAUAACAAUAUGUUCGGUGGUCGGAGAAUGGCCGGUGGAGCCACAAGAUAUUCCGGUGGCAGGUUUCCCGAAUCCCAACUCGGAGACGGUUACAGAACUAGAUAA
Thlaspi arvense is the source of this 1074-nucleotide messenger RNA. Lineage: Eukaryota; Viridiplantae; Streptophyta; Magnoliopsida; Brassicales; Brassicaceae. The record is from the annotation of a GenBank genome assembly.